Messenger RNA from Coregonus sp. 'balchen', 21955 nucleotides. NCBI's taxonomy places the organism in Eukaryota, Metazoa, Chordata, Actinopteri, Salmoniformes, Salmonidae. The record is from the annotation of a GenBank genome assembly.
AUGGAUGGUGACUACACGGAAUCCAUUCAAAAUGUCUGUUUCAUUUGAAUGUACCUUUGCCCUCCUACCCUAUUUACAGCCAUAUAAAACUAUACCCAGUUCAGAGACACCAUAUCCAGAACCCUUAUUCUGUAUUUGUGCUCUUUGAUUAUCAGACGUUAGCCAGAUGUUAGCCUACAUAUCUGCCAUUGUAUAAAGUGACUGUAGAUGAAGAGGAGAGGUGACUAUUUUCAAGACCAUUUCAUUAUCAAUUGUGAUCCAUUCUUUCUGUGUGCUAAAAUCAUUAUUCAUUCUUGUUUGUGUUUUCUCCCCAUCAGGAUGAAGCUCAAAGAGAUCAACCGCACGGCCAUCCAGAGCUGGAGCCCAGCACAGCACCAUCCUGUGUACCUGGCAGCAGGUGUUUGUGUUUUCCUGUUUUAUACACUUCACUGAGCAUCUCUGACAUUUUUGACAGUAGGGAUGAGGUAUUUUCUGCAUAUGCAUUGUUCUUUCGAAGGCCAAACCCACCAUUAGUGUGUGUGGCCAAAUACCACUAUUUUCAUGUCAUCUGACCACCGCCUGGAGUUUGCUAAAGGCACUUGGAUUGGAACCGGUGCUAUAGUCAUACGAAAAUAGAGGUCUUUCGCAUCGCACACCAGCUGUGGGUUUGGCCUUCGAAAGAACGACGCUAAUGCAGAAAAUACUUCAUCCCUACUGUCAAAUAUGGUGGUGGGUCUUUGAUGUUAUGGGCUGUUUUUCUUCCACUGGUCUUGGUGCCCUUGUUAAGGGUUGAAUAUUUGUUGUCUGAACAGCUGUCCAGUUAGUGCGUCUACCUGGUCAGGUAUUGCUGACCCCUCACCUGUCUGUCUCUGAGUCCAGGUACGUCAGCCCAGCAGUUGGAUGCCUCCUUCAGUACCACCGCCUCUCUGGAGAUCUUUGAGCUGGACCUGGCCGACCCUUCUCUGGACAUGAAGCUCCGCGGAGCAUACUCCUCCUCUCACAGGUAGGGAAACCUUAGCCUUAACCCUAACCCAAUCAGAGGAAGUUUUCUUUCAACAGGAUUCUUUGUAAAUUAUAUUUCUUCAGAUAUCUCAAGUAGUAGGGUAAACCCAGUUAGGGAAUAAUAGUUGUGAAAACUGUAGUGAUUAAAACUCAGGUCACUGGAACAAAACAAGUAUAAUCAAUCAACAAAGAAUGGUGCAAUACAAGUUCCAACAUGGGUACAACAAUAAGCAUCAGAGCAAGUCAACUCUUUGCUAGGUUUAGAAAACAUAUGUCAUAGAUCCGACUGCUCUUAUCUCUCUUCACCAGAUACCACAAGCUGGCGUGGGGUCCCCAUGGCAUGGAUGCACAGGGUCUCCCAUCUGGAGUGCUCAUCGCGGGGGGAGAGAAUGGUGACGUCAUCCUGUACGACCCGGCCAAGAUCAUUGCUGGACACAGUGACGUUGUCAUCGCUCAGAGUGACAAACACAGCGGGCCAGUCAGAGCCCUUGAUGUCAACUCCUUCCAGGUAGGUACACCUAACUAACUAACUAUGCUUUCACUAACAGCUUUGGCUUUAUACUGUUCUGUGCAUAAUAUGCACAUUCAGAUAUUGCUCAACUCACUUGAACUUCUUACUUUUGUUUAAUAGGAAUACUAACGUUUUCAUCUACUGACCUUUUGUAGACUGGUCUACCAACUUUGUCAAGUGUAUCUCAUUGUGUUUGUUAUUGUGCUUACAUUGUCACCCCAUGUUAGCUAGUGAUAAUAAUGCAUUACUUCCCUCUCCCCUUCCCCAGACCAACCUGGUGGCUUCAGGAGGUAAUGAAUCAGAGAUCUACAUCUGGGACCUGAACAACUUUGGCUCCCCGAUGACACCAGGCCCUAAAACUCAGGUAAGACCCAUGACACUAGAACAUGUCUCUGCACGGUUAAUUAAGAAACGAUUGAAACUUUUGGAGUGCUUUACUUAAACAUUUUCAUGGAUGAUCUAGUCUGCAAGGAUCCUGCACCCAGGUAUUUUAAUAGUAGAGGAACAUUUGAGUGAGCAGGCUGUUUGUUUAUUUCAGCCUCUGGAGGACAUCAGCUGUGUGGCGUGGAACAGACAGGUCCAACACAUCCUGGCCUCGGCCAGCCCCAGCGGCCGCGCCUCCAUUUGGGACCUCCGCAAGAACGACCUAAUCAUCAAAGUCAGCGACCACAGCAACAGGGUACGUACCGUAAUGCACGUCUGCUGUUUACGGCUCAGUCUGCCACUUGUGAACCCAGCAACAAUGUACCCAGCAACACGCGUUUGUCCGUGUCUAUCUGUCGGCUGUUAAAGCCUCAGUCUGUCACUUUCAUCUCCAGUUUAAAAGUACUCUCCCUGGCCUGCAGCUUUCUAUAAACUGUGGGGGUGGGAAGAUUUUUUUUUUUUGGGGACAGACAGACAGGAUUGGCAACCGUAUAGGUCUGAGGCUUUUGACAUCAUUUUUUUUCAUUUCGUUCCACUGUUCUGACAAGCAAAAUAAAGUACCGGUUUAUAUUGUUCCUUUUUAAACCUCUGAAAUAUAUAUAUUUUACAUUUAGCUCGACAUUUAAAUUACUUCACCAAUCAGUGCGGAUAGAGCAGCUUGCUGUGGAGCGGGUAAGCAAUUUAAUCUGUAUAGGAAAGUCGUUAAGAGCAAAUUGUAUUUUGCCGUAACCGCAUGGUUGAAUCAUAAUGAAAGACAACCGCAUACUGUGCUGCCAGUCACAGUGUAGGGCGCAAGAUGCAACAGACAGUUUGAGGAGAGAGGAUGGAGGAAGCUUGCCUUGAAGCGCUGGGUAUCUUAUGACAUGUAUUAUCUGAAUCAGGCCCACAGAAUUAUACCUACGGAGGAGAGGCUUCUAUGGAGGAACUUUGAAUGUCUUUGAACUUCCGAGUUGGUUUAAUGUUGGACCAGAGCAAACGUUAGCUAACAAGCUUGUGUGUGCGGAGCAGCACUAGAAUUAAAAACGUGUCUUACCUUUUUGUAGUUAAUAAAUCCAGUGUGAAAUGUGAUAACUGUAGUAUCCUUAACUAGCAUUGGAAAAAGUAAAUCCAUUCUUCUCUAAUUAAACAUAUCUUCCUAAUUUAUAAUGUCGUCGGUAAGCUACAGCUGUGCUUCAGAGGGGAGGGGCAGGUAGCCUACACACACACCCACUGGCAAAGAUUUCCAGCUGGCAGGCAGAUACUGGAAUACAUUUCUGAGUGACAGAGUGAGGGCUUUGCAUAGUGGGACAGAACGUUGCUUUUAUUAACAGUUCUGUUCCGGAACAGUAUAGAUCACUUUAGUUUGGGUUCUGUUCCUCAAAUCAUUUAAUUCGUUUCUGGUUUUCUGUUCUGUUCCCUAAACCAAUUCCAACCCUUGGUACAAACCUAGUAUUAACACCAUGUGACAGAUGGGCGGAGAGAGAACCACGCAUUCAUUAUAAGAGUAAAUUAAUAGGUACGUGUGUGUGUGUGUGUGUGUGUGUUCAGAUGCACUGCUCUGGGCUAGAGUGGAACCCGGAGGUAGCUACUCAGCUGGUGCUGGCCUCGGAGGAUGACAGAAUGCCAGUGAUCCAGAUCUGGGACCUGCGUUUCGCCACCUCCCCUCUCAAAGUCCUGGAGAACCACACACGGUAAAUUAUGACUUCACAUUAAUCUGGUAUCCAGUCUUGGAGAAAGUAAUGUUAAAACACUAACUGGCUGGCCUCUCGAGUGGCGCAGCAGUCUAAGGCACUGCAUUGCAGUGUUGUGGCGUCACUACAGCCUGGGGUUCGAUCCCAGGCUGUGUCACAACCGGCCAUGACUGGGAGUCCCAAAGGGCGGCACACAAUUGGCCCAGCAUCGUUCGGGUUAGGGGAGUGUUUGGCCGGGGGGGCUUUACUUGGCUCAUCACACUCAAGGUACUCCUUGUGUCGGGCCGGGUGCCUGCAGGCUGACCUCAGUCGUCAGUUGAACGGUGUUUCCUCCAACACAUUGGUGCAGCUGGCUUCCAGGUUAAGAGAGCAGGUGUUAAGAAGCGCGGCUUUGCGGGUCAUGUUUCGGAGGACGCAUGACUCCACCUUCACCUCUCCCGAGCCCGUUGGGGAGUUGCAGCAAUGAGACAAGAUCGUAAUCCCGAAAUUGGGAAGAAAAAGGGGGUAAAAAAUAAUAAUAAUUUUAAAAAAAAAUAACACUGACAGUCCUGGUCCAAACUUUUGUAUUGCAUGGAAUAAUGGAGCCAAAAACAACACAUUGAGGCUGACCUUUGUGAGACAAUCACCCAGCAAUGUGGCUGCAGUAUGAAUUUGUCCUUGCUUGCAAGAGGUGUCUGGGAGAUAGGGGUGAUCAGAACACGCUAAUCUGGUGUGACCGCUAACAAAAGAAUGGCACACCCAAGACUUGUCAGAACUAAUGGCAAGUGUUCAGUAGAUCGAAUGUGAUCAGAUUAAAUUAUGCUAAUUAAAUCGGGGUGGUGUGUUCAUCAGGGGUGUCCUGGCCAUCGCCUGGAGUCUAGCUGACCCUGAGCUGCUACUGAGCUGUGGGAAGGACAACAGAAUCCUCUGUUGGAACCCCAACACCGCCGAGGUGAGAGUGUGUGAUCCGUUGUUUCUGUGCUAUUCGUAGCAUGGUCCCUAACUGCAAAGUAGACAUACACACCUUUAUUUAACCACAAAUGUAACUCCAUUCCUGUCUGUUGUUUAUCUCCAGGUGCUGUAUGAGCUGCCUACCAGUACCCAGUGGUGCUUUGACAUCCAGUGGUGCCCCAGGAACCCCGCGGUGCUGUCGGCUGCAGCCUUCGACGGACACAUCAGCAUCUACUCCAUCAUGGGGGGCAGCAGCCAGGCUUUCAGCCAGACACAGGCAGACACGGUGGGUAACAGUUUCACACAUGAACACUGUUUAGGUUGGAAACUGGCCUCCAUGUUGGUUAGGGUUACAGACACGGUUUGCUCAAAUUCUGAGAUUUAGAGUGGAAACUCGCUUCAAUUUUGGCCCAUCAUUGGAGACACUUGAUAUGAAUGAAUACCUAAUCUGUAAAAAAAAUAAAACAUUGUUAAAUUUGCUGCUCUUUGGCAUGUCUAUGUUCUAGAUCAGCACGUCGUUUGGCAACAUGGAUCCGUUUGGGAUGGGACAGACCCUGCCCCCCCUGCAGCUUCCCAAGGCCCCGGCUGCCCACACCACCAUCACUCCCCUCAAGAAGCCUCCCAAGUGGAUCCGCAGGCCCGUGGGGGCCUCCUUCGCUGUGAGUCACUAUCUUCUCUGCCUUCAUUACUUUGCAAUGUUUUUCAAGUCGUAUGCAUGGAUGCAUAAUGUACAGUAUGUCACUCAGCAGUAUCAUCUCCUCCUGCUGCUUCCUCUUUCUCUCACCUCUAUAGAAAUUCUAUUGAGAUGUUGAAAUUGUACUAAUAAGUUGUUCUCUUCCUGUUUCCCCCCCCCCCCUCCAGUUUGGUGGUAAGCUGGUGUCGUUGGAGAACAUCAAGCCCAACCCCCAGCAGCCUCAACAGCCCACGGCCCAUGUGGUUCACAUUAGUCAGGUGAUCACGGAGACGACCUUCCUGGAGCGCUCGGCCCAGCUGCAGGACACGCUGGCUGCAGGCAGCUUCAUUGACUUCUGCCAAGAGAAGAUAGACUCUGCCCAGAAUGAGUUUGAGAAGACCGUCUGGUCCUUCCUGAAAGUAGGGAUAGGAACUUUGACUUCUAUUGUUAAAACAUACGUUUUGUUUCUUGCUGUAUUUCACAGUAUGGCUGGGCUGUUACUACCAAUGUUAAAUUGUUUUCAGGUGAACUUUGAGAAUGACACUCGUGGAAAAUACCUGGAGCUUUUGGGAUACAAGAAGGAGGAGCUAGCAGCAAAGGUGAGGUUGGAAAUGAACUGUCACUGAAUGUCCUCAGGCCUUGUCGGUCUGUUGUUGUCUGUCUGACCUGUCUGGUCCUAAUGCUGUCUGUCAGCCUGGUUUAAUUCUGCUGGGGUUGUUCCUUUGUUCACAGAUUGCAGCAGCAUUAGAGGGAGAACCUAUUCAGCCCGAGGAGGUAAGGACUUUUGUAUGUGUGGAAGAAACAUAUAUUUAAUUAUUUGUGAUAUCAUGAUAAACAACAUGGAAUACGGUUCAGUGUGCGGUAAAGUAGAUGGUACUGCUGCUAAUGGUAAUGCAGAGCAAAUGUAUCUGCUCAUUCACUUUCUUUAGCGUUGGUCUCAUUGCUCAAACAGGGAAGUGGUAGGGGCAUUGGGAAACUGUCCAACUUGACUAACUAUCUAGGUUUCACACUAGAGUUGUUUAUGUGACUACUAGAAGGAAGUAAGAAAAGUGUUGCUUCUUAUUCAUGCCCUUGGCCUUUCAAGUUAGGACAACUGAAAAUCGUUGAAUUGCUUUCCUGACUUUUGUCAUAGAUCAUCAUUGAAUAUAAUUUGGUGAAUUUCACAUCACAUAUUUCAAUUGUACCUUAUAUUUUCUUAUCUGCAAGACAAUGCUAUUUUCUCAUCUGCUAUUUUCUCAUCUGCUAAAAUUUAAAGCAUAUUUUGUGAUUCUGACAUUGCUUAACCCGGGCUCAAAGAUAACGGUACUAAUAUCUCAAUGGACACAAUCAAUGACAUUUUAUGAAUAUUGUUGGGUUUCCAACAUGUCAGUGAUUCUGUUGAUUAUUUAUCUACGACUCUCAAUUUAAUGGCUCUCUCUGCUGAACUCUGUGUGAAUCUGGCUCUCCUCUCCAAUCCUACUCCUCUCCUACACCUUUCCUCUCCUGCUGUAUGAAUGUAUGCAGCCCGCCCCUGCUCCUGUCCCCACCUCUGAUCCUGAACUCGAGGCUGAACCUGGACCAGAGGUAGUGCCCAUUCCCGCUCCGCAGCUCAGCGCUGAGCCUGAGGUCCUUCCUCCCAUGCCUGAGGCGGCUGUUGAGGCCACCCCCGAACCUCCGCUUGAGCCCGCCCUCCAGCCCGAACCCGGACCCCAGCCAGAGCUUGCCCCCCCGCUCAGCCGUGACCUUUCACCUUCUGAUCCUAUGCCUGUCCUCCAAUCGGAGCCUGUCCCUACUCUUGACCUCAGCGCAGAACCCCAGCUUCUUGCCCCUGUUGCUCCCAUUGCUCUCCUGCCAGAGUCUGACCCAGCUCUGGCCCCUCCAGCUGACCUGCAGCAAGUACCCGUGUUUGAUCCCACUGCCUCCUUUACCCUCCAGCCUCCGACAGAGUUCAACCAAGUGAACUCACUGCCUGUAUCUGAAUUUGAUCAGGUAGCUUUGCAGCAUGUAUUAGAAUUUGACCUGGUGGCCUUGCAGCCUGUAUCUCAGUUCAACCAAGUUGACUUACAGCCUGUUUCUGCGUUCAACCAGGUGGACUUACAGCCUGUAUCCGACCUCACCAACCUGCAGCCAGUACCCGGCUUCGACCCAAUGUCAUCGAUGCCCAGUCUGCAGCCGGCAGCCCAGCUGGACUUGGUUCCUCCUCCUGUCCCCACCCUGCAACCUCUAGCAGACCCUGGACUCCUCUCCACGGACCUCCCACCUGAAGACGCAUUUGACCUCAUCGCUGCUACAAAUCUCCAGCAAGCAGCGGAACUGGAACUCACACCUGCUCCGGAACCAGAAGCGGAAGAUCCAUUUGACCUCAUCGCCGCUACAAAUCUCCAGCAAGCAGCGGAACCGGAACUCACACCUGCUCCGGAACCAGAAGCGGAAGAUCCAUUUGACCUCAUCGCCGCUACAAAUCUCCAGCAAGCAGCGGAACCGGAACUCACACCUGCUCCGGAACCAGAAGCGGAAGAUCCAUUUGACCUCAUCGCCGCUGCAAACCUCCAGCAAGCAGCGGAACUGGAAGUGACAGGAGCUCUGGAACCAGUGGCAGCAGAAGUAGACCUGACAGAGGCUGAGGCCCCUGAAGCUGAGCCCAUCGCCCAGGAAGAGAUGCCAGUAGAUGAAGAGAUUCCUCUGGAGGAGGUACCCUCUUCUCAUCCCGUCAGUCCAUCCCAGAGAAAGACACAUCGUGCUGUUACGCCAUUGUUGUUAUCGUUGUUCAUCGCUAAACUAUAAACCUAUUACAUUAGUAUUACUAUGUUAUUAUAUUGCUACGGUUAUGUUGUAACAUUGCUUUCACAUAGUGUCUCAUCUAUAACUCUAAAUAACUCACCCAAUUUUUAUCUCCCUAUUUUCCUUCAACUUCACUUUCUCUCUGGGGUAGACUCACACCAGUUUUUUUGUUUUACUUUGCUGUUUUAUGGUUAUAUGUAAAGGUCUCCGUGAGAGUAGAUGGUAUAGUGGUAUGGAAUAACUAUUGUUUUGAGUCGUUGUGCUUUCGAGUACAUUUCCCAUUGACAUCAAAGCAUCAACAGAUGAUUUACACAGUAGUUGGAGUUGUGCUCAUACUCCAGUGAAGGUACUGCUCUCGGUCAAAUAACAUUGAUAAACUCCCUCUGGUCUGUCAGGAGGUGGCUCCACCAGUCGAAGAAGAGGACAGCCUCCCAGAGGAGGCCCCAGCUCCAGUCCCCGAGGGCGUUAAACUCUGUGUCAGUCAAGGUAAAGAUCAGUUAAUAUCAAUCUGAAUCUCUAUUUGUAAUUGUUCACAGUUUAGGUUGACUGUGUGCUGCUGUUUGUUGAAGUUUAAAAAGCAAACAGUUGUGUGUUGGUUUGUCCUGUCAGGCGUGGACGGCCUGAUCACCCAGGCCCUGCUGACCGGGGACUUCGAGGGCGCAGUGGAACUCUGUCUCCAUGACAACCGCAUGGCCGACAGCAUCAUCCUGGCCAUCGCCGGAGGGGCGGAGCUUCUGGAGAAAACACAGAGGAAGUACUUCACCAAGACUCACAGCAAGAUCACCAAGGUAACCAACACUGGUCACUGUAAGUUCAUCAAGGCAACAAACACACUAAAAACACUGGUCCAAAAGACUUCUCAACAGCUUCUACCCCCAAGCCAUAAGACUCCUGAACAGCUAAUCAUGGCUAUCCGGACUAUUUGCACUGCCCCCCCACCCCACACCCCAUCUUUUUACGCUGCUGCUACUCUGUCUAUUAUUUAUGCAUAGUCACUUUAACUCUACCCACAUGUACAUAUUACCUCAAUUAUCUCGACUAGCCGGUGCCCCCGCACAUUGACUCUGCAGCGGUACCCCCCUGUGAAUAUAUAGCCUCCCUACUGUUAUUUUAUUUUACUUCUGCUCUUUUUUCUCAACACUUUUUUGUUGUUUUAUUUUACUUUUUCAUUAAAAAUAAAUGCACUGUUGGUUAAGGGCUGUAAGUAAGCAUUUCACUGUAAUGUCUACACCUGUUGUAUUCGGCGCAUGUGGCCAAUAAAAUUUGAUUUGAUUUGAAGAUCACCAAGGUAACGAACACCAUGACCAUGAUGUCAGUCAGUGUCAUGGUCAUGUGAUCAGGUAUUGUUGGCUACCAGUAUUCCUGUGUUGGCUACUGUUCUACUACUGAUUUACUGUCAAUGCAUCCUCCUGCAGCUGAUCAGUGUGGUGGGGUUGAGGAACUGGCAGAGGGACAUGUACAGUAUUGGUUAUGGUCAUAUUGAUUCUUGCAGCUGAUCAGAGGGAGGUCUACAGUGCUGAUGACAGAUUGUCAUAUUGAGGAUUGGUUUUUGAUUAACAGCUGAUCAGUGCAGUGGUGAUGAGGGACUGGCGUGAUGUGCUGCAGACCUGUGAGCUGCAGAACUGGAAGGAGGCUCUGGCUGCAGUCAUGACCUACGCUCAGCCUGAGGAGUUCUCCUCUCUGUGUGGUAGGAACUGACACUCUCUCUCUCUCUCUCUGUCCCUCUUUCUCCUUCUCUCUUUCACACUCUCUCCCUUAAAGCCAAUUUAUGCUAACUCUGAAAAUGCGAUCCGGAGGCCAAAUAGAGCUCUGUACCGCAUCGCUGUAUACCUCCCACAUUUUUUAACAAUGCAGAGGGCUCCAUAUAGCUCCGCAUUGACAUUAUUGGUUGACGGCAGGUGGGGGCGGGAGGUCCUGUAUAAACACAAGCUCACUUCCUUGACAACUUCCUUCACAACAGCUCUGCUCCGGGAAGCGCAAGAAGCAUGAAUGUCCUGACUUCUGCAGAGGCUGUAUCACAAUAAAUGCUGUAUGGCUUCUGCAGAUGUUGACCAUGCAAGGCCUUUUACGCUCUCGCUUUCUCUCUUGCCCUUUCACUCUCUCCCUCACUGGCCUUUCUUUCAAUGUUUCUCUUUCCAUUUCUGCCGCGCGAACCAGUUGGGAUGUGAAUUUGAACCUAACUGUGCUGCUGUCUCUGUAGACCUGCUGGGCUGCAGACUGGAGGCCAUGGAGGACAGCACGCUGCAGGCUCAGGCUUGUCUGUGUUACAUCUGCGCUGGCAACGUGGAGAAACUGGUGUCCUGCUGGACCAGAGCCCAGGACAGACACUGCCCUCUCUCUCUGCAGGUACGCGGGUGUGUGUGUAAUGUGUAUGUCCGUUUUGUGUGCGACUGCCUUUGUCUCUCUAGACAUGGUUGUGUGUGCGUAGGUCUAACUCUAUGUAAUGUUUAUAUUCCGGCAGGACCUGGUAGAGAAGGUGGUGGUGCUCCGCAGGGCGGUAGAGCAGACCCAGGAGUCUGGUCCCUCUGCUGUGGGGCUUCUACUGGGCGAGAAGAUGAGUCAGUAUGCCAGCCUGCUGGCCUCCCAGGGCAGCCUCACCACCGCCAUCGCAUACCUGCCACAGAACACAGAGCAGGUCAAUGAUACUACACAAUACAUUUGCCCCACAAUCUGCCUCGGGUUUACUUGUUUAGAACCGGAAUGUAACGUCCAUUCUACUGAUUCUAAUUGUACGGUAUUUGCUCUACCGCCAGGUUGCAGUACUGCAGCUGCGUGACCGUCUCAGCAGAGCUCUGGGCCAACAGGCUCCUGCUGCAGGUCCAGCCCUAACCCCAGUAGCCCAGGUCCAGCCCCAACUCCCAUCCCCCCAGCCCAGGCAGCUCUUCGCCCCUGCCCAGCCUUCUAUGGUGUCCCAGCAGCCCGCACCAGCCCCUGUGCCUGCCGCUGCCCCUGCACCACAACAGUAUUAUCAGCCGGUAAGUGACGGUGACAGUCACUCACAUAGCCUCAUCAUUAGCCCAUAAAUGUUUGAUCCUCUCUCUUAAUGCUAACAUUGUCAGCACAGUCUUGGGUGCCCUUUGGUCUUGUUUCUACAUGUUGUGUGGCCGGUGACUCUGAUGGUGUUGAGCUGUGGCUCCUCCAUUGUGUGGUCAUCAUUGGUGUGUGUACCAUGCGGUGUGUGUGUAUGUGUGUGUUCUCCAGGUGAGGUCUGCCUCUACAGUGACCUCCUGGAGUAACCAAACUCCCACAGCUCUCCCCAGUGUCCCUCCUCCUCCUCAUCUAGGCCCUGCCACCACAGAGCCCCAGGUACACACACACUAGUCCUCACCAUGGCUGUGACCAAACACACCUGUACCACACCAGCAACUUUGCUUCAGCUUUUUGGGCUUGUGUUCAAUAGUCCUCAAUCUUGACUAACUCUGAAAUCUAACUCUUAAUUCUAGCAGCGAAAUAAACACAGAUCUCUACGUAACAAAUGUUGUUGUUCAAAUAUUUGCCCUGCUUUCUUUGACGGUAACUACCUGCUAUAAUUAUUAGUGCCGGUAGCUUUCCUCCCCAAGUCUUUUCCCUGGAUGUUUAUAUGUCUCUUUGAUGGCUUUGAUCUUUUCUCUGGUUGACUGUAGUCCCAUUUGGUUUGGCUGGAUGACAAUGAAUUUAUUAAUUACAUUGAUUCAAAUGGGAUUGACACUGAUUAAACCAAUGAAUUGUUUUUCAAUGGUCUCAUUACUACGUUUUUUUUUUUGACAUGCUGUGGUUCUACUAUGGGAUCAAUACGUUACUACUCUCUUCUUUUGCAAGCGCUCCUCUUGCUAUUGUGGUACGAUUUAGACUUAGCACGCAUACCAAGCACUGGGUCACAGCCAUGUACCCCUGACCUCUCACCUCUGACCACCUACCUCAGGGUCACUGACCGACCCCAACACCACCACCACUACCGCAUGAUCCUGGUCUGUCUCUCUACCUGACCCUUUACCUCCACAGUCACAGCUCCAACCCCCGUUGUCGUACGUCAGAUAGCGCGACGGUCUUCUACACUGCUCCUUGCAACACGUGUCGCGUCAGAAUGACGCCAUCUGUUGGAAGGCAAAUCUCCGACCCCCUGUUCCCAUGGUCCCCACACCAGCUGGUCACUUACUGUGGAUGCUGUAGUAUGCAUGUCACCCUGUUGAUACCCCAACCCACCCUGGAUGCAUUUAUGGUUUGUCAUGCAUGUCUGUGUGGAGCACCUGAUCCAACCUCUGACCUUCUAAGACGGUGUUUCUUAAUUCUGUUCCUGGAGACCCAAAGGGGUGCACAUUUGUGUUUUUUGCCCUAGUACUACACAGUUAAUUCAAAUGAUCAACUCAUCAAGCUUUAUUUAUUUAAAUUAGGUGUGUAAUGCAAAGGCAAAACAAUUAAGUGCAUCCCUUUGGGUCCCCAGGACCAGGAUUAAGAAGCACUGCUUCAUGUCUGUCUGUUUCUUUAGUCCAUAUCCUGUUUGUCUCUUGUCUCUGAUUCACUCACAGCUCUUGUGUUACACUAUUUUGUACUUCUAUCUAGUUGUCUUAAAUAUAACUGCCCAGUGUUUUGAGGUGGGGUUUUUGAAGUGUUUUUUUCCUCCAAUUUAUGCUUUGGCCACAAAUACGAGUAAACAACAUUAUUUGGAUAUGAGUUAACAUAAUAUUAACUUUUAAAAGUGAGAUUAUUACUGGGCAGUUACUUUAAGAUCCGUGAAGGGGAGUGAACAAGACCAGAGGAGAGGGAAGAUCUCUCUGGAAUGAAACCCAGCCCUAGUCGUGGUUAUGAGCCAGGCUGCUUCCCAAAUGGAAGCUUAUUCCUUAUAUAGUGCACUUUAUAGGCUAGGGAAUAAGGCUCUGUUAAAAAAUAGUGCAAUAUAUAGGGAUUAGGCUGCCAGUUGGAAUGCAGCCCCUGAGUCUGUGACGUCAUCUUUUGUGUCUGUCCUGUCUUUGCAGGCUCAGCCGACACCCCCCAUGUAUGGGAUGCCUCCCACUGGGUCGGCUGCCCCCCCAGACUCCUCGGCCGCUGCAUACCCCCCCAUGUACUCACAUCAGUACCAGCGUAAGUGUCUCAAACAUCACUACCACUUCCAGGUUAUAGGGACUCUUCUUCGUGUAGAAGGAAAAUGGCAGCCUGAACACCUAUAAGUGUGGGUCUGCUGCCACCAACAGGUUUGGAGUAUACACUGAGUAGCGUCGAGCUAAUCAUGGCUUCGCACAUACAGGUGCUGGCCUUGGGUAUUCUAUAUACAGUUAGUCUGACUUCGAUGCCCCGUUUUCUCAAUUUAAACCAUCAAGCAUUUUCUGGUGGAGAAUGUUUGCCUAGUGUUCUCUCUUUUGAAUGUUCUUUGCUAAUUAGCUCAGCCUUGAGCCUUCUAUGGCGAUGUUUCUAAACCUGAAAUAUCGCCCUUAAUUGAGAAUUAGCAUGUUAGGCUGUUAACUAUCUCUCUGCAUGAUGUCCCAUUCUGAAAAACACAUUUCAUGCCUGAUAGUCUAUCUAUAAACAUCUACAUGCUUUUGAAUGAAGGUCUAACUAAGUUGAAGCAUUUUUCUGUAAUGUUACCAUAUUGUAAUUAUUAACAGAGAAAAUGCUUCCAUUUAACAUUUCCUGAACUGCUAGAAAUUAUAAUGCAUGUUACUACUGUUAAAGAACCACAGUGAGCACUGUUAAAGUUAGUCUUUAACGUAACUACGUGACUAAUGCAUGCUGUUCUCUCUCCUGUGAACCCUAGCCUACCCUCCGGCCAGCCAGUACAACCCUGGCACUGGUGGCCCAGCUAUCUAUUCACCUCUCCAGUACUCUACUCCUCCUCCUCCCUCCUUCUCUUCCUCCUCACCCCAAGCCCCAGCUCCAGGCUUCAUGCCCCAAUACACUCAACAACCCCUCUACCCACCUCCUUCCAUGGGCCAGCCUGUGUCCUCCGCUCCUUCUCAUCCUCCUUUCUCUCCUCCUCCACUGUCGUCUGGAGCAUCUUUCCAACAUGGUGGACCGGGGUCGCCUGCCUCUUACAUGCCGCCGCUUCCACCGACCGGAUCCUCAGGUACACAGCCUGAUCCGGCCUCUCAGAGAACAGGUCUGCACUGGUUUCGUCCCUCUCUCCACCCGCCAAUCAUCUACAUGACAGUACUCAGAGGUGUCACUGGAUCUGUUCCAGCAUCCACACUACAAUACCCCUCAGAAAGAAGCAGUGUAUUGGACCUGUAUUCUAAAGUGGCAUGCUAGUGUGGAUAUUGGAACAUAGCCAUAGUUCUGUUUGAAUGGCCGGCCAAAUGUGGAUAGGGAAUGUCAUGUGUAGCGUCAGAGACCAGCAUAGGAUGCUAAUGGUGGUUAUGGAACUGGUCUUAAUGGAGUAAGUGACUGAAAGCAGCUGUUUAGACGGUGUCCAACUGUAAGGUCAUAGCGGAGCCAGGAGUCAGUGUGUGCUAUCUAUCUGCUUAGUGAGCCCAGUGCAGCCAAGCAGAGACGGCCUUCAGACAGUCAACAGCAGCUGUUGUUCCAAGCCUCUCUCACACUUCUCUCCUUGGGUGGGGAAAGCUGAGGUAGCAUUUCUCAGCUGAGACACUGUUACUACUCUGAAAUAUGGUGGUUACUUAUUAACAGAGCCCUGCCUGGUCUUUUGGGGAAACCGAAGUGUGAGAGGGUUGUUAGAUGGUAUUAGCAUUACCACAUUGUUCAAUUAAAUGCGGACUUUAUUAGGUGUAAACAUUUACAGGUACAGUAACACUCACUAACAACACAUUUUGAGUAUGCUAUUAUUCGUUCCCUAGCUAUCAUUGUCAUUAGCAUAUAUAUUACUGUUUUCUCUCACAUCUGCCCUGUUGGCUCUGGGAAGUGUUCUAGAGUGUAUUUGUUUCAUCCACAGAGGGAUAUAGUCCAGACACUACCUGUUUCAUGGAAGGUGAAGGUGAAUUGAAACAAACAGCUCUGCUCUGCUACUUUACACAAUUACUACCUGUAAAUGGCCGCCACCGGCCUGACCAGGUCAUACAAAUCAAUUUAAUCACUCGCCAAUCAAAAGCGCUCGCCAAUAUCCCUGAUGAUCAACAAUGUGGUAGUUGCAUUGCCACUUCUGUUUACAGGUGAAUGUUCAAUCAAUUUUAAAACCAGCCAAUUUUUAAACAUUUGCUAUCACAUAAUCAGCUUUUUCAUAGACCUGAAGUACCAAGGACAUAAUCAUAACUGCCAUGUUGCUGUUGAUAGAAAGGUAAACAUGGGUAUGAGUGUCAGUUGGUUGACCCAGAUGGAUGGUGGUCUGGGCAGGAGCGUAAGCGGGAAUGAAUGGGUUGGUAAGUUAGUCAGAUUGGUCUGGUUCAGAGCUUUGCUUGGCUAUCUAGGGCAGGCAAUACCCUGAUGAAAAUGGCAGGCAGGGGGAUCAUGGUGAUUAUGACUAUAUUUAGGGGUCAGCGCAGGCUACGCUGCACUCUAAUACCAUUACAUUUAGCCUGAAAGACCUGUUUUGGUCAUUUGCUGAAAUGGCAAGAAAAUUAGCGGUUAAGAGCAUUGGGCCAGUAACCGAAAGGUUGCUGGUCCGAAUCCCCGAGCAGACUAGGUGAAAAAUCUGUUGAUGUGCCCUUGAGCAAGGCACAUAACCCUAAUUGCUCCUGUAAGUCGCUCUGGAUAAGAGUGUCUGCUAAAUGACAAAAAAAUACGCUUUGCUCGUUGUCUUGCUGAUGCACUAUGAAAUAUGUAUAGCUAGCUGCUUUAAGUAAUUACAAAUCAGAGCAAUCAAAGCAUUGAUAAUAUUUUUGCUUAUAGCCAUGCUGCCCAGGAAUCAUCAUACAAAAUAUUCAAUAUCCCAAUACCAGCUUAUGAAAAACAACUCUUUAAAGGCCCAUUAUCUGUACCAGAGUCAUUCCGGUGUUGUGCUGUGAUUAGCCUAGGUGCCAGUCUAACUGUGGUUGUUUCUCUUGCCCAGCUAGAGUUAGCAAGGCUAGCUAACAAUGUAGCAUGUGUGAGUGCAGAGACAGUGGCACCCAGGCUGUAGUGAAGAGACGGGUGAGUGAUGGGUUUCUCUCUGAUUGUCAACAGGCCCUCAGAAUGGCUGGAACGACCCUCCUACCCUGAGCAGAGUGCCAAAGAAGAAGAAGGUGAGACCUAUCACACGAUCAAUUACACAUUGUGUGUAUAUAUAUAUAUAUAUAUAUAUACACACACACACACACACACACACAGUGGGGAGAACAAGUAUUUGAUACACUGCCGAUUUUGCAGGUUUUCCUACUUACAAAGCAUGUAGAGGUCUGUAAUUUUUAUCAUAGGUACACUUCAACUGUGAGAGACGGAAUCUAAAACAAAAAUCCAGAAAAUCACAUUGUAUGAUUUGUAAGUAAUUAAUUUGCAUUUUAUUGCAUGACAUAAGUAUUUGAUCACCUACCAACCAGUAAGAAUUCUGGCUCUCACAGACCUGUUAGUUUUUCUUUAAGAAGCCCUCCUGUUCUCCACUCAUUACCUGUAUUAACUGCACCUGUUUGAACUCGUUACCUGUAUAAAAGACACCUGUCCACACACUCAAUCAAACAGACUCCAACCUCUCCACAAUGGCCAAGACCAGAGAGCUGUGUAAGGGCAUCAGGGAUAAAAUUGUAGACCUUCACAAGGCUGGGAUGGGCUACAGGACAAUAGGCAAGCAGCUUGGUGAGAAGGCAACAACUGUUGGUGCAAUUAUUAGAAAAUGGAAGAAGUUCAAGAUGACGGUCAAUCACCCUCGGUCUGGGGCUCCAUGCAAGAUUUCACCUCGUGGGGCAUCAAUGAUCAUGAGGAAGGUGAGGGAUCAGCCCAGAACUACACGGCAGGACCUGGUCAAUGACCUGAAGAGAGCUGGGACCACAGUCUCAAAGAAAACCAUUAGUAACACACUACGCCGUCAUGGAUUAAAAUCCUGCAGCGCACUCAAGGUCCCCAUGCUCAAGCCAGCGCAUGUCCAGGCCCGUCUGAAGUUUGUCAAUGACCAUCUGGAUGAUCCAGAGGAGGAAUGGGAGAAGGUCAUGUGGGUCUGAUGAGACAAAAAUAGAGCUUUUUGGUCUAAACUCCACUCGCCGUGUUUAGGAGGAAGAAGAAGGAUGAGUACAACCCCAAGAACACCAUCCCAACCGUGAAGCAUGGAGGUUGAAACAUUAUUCUUUGGGGAUGCUUUUCUGCAAAGGGGACAGGACGACUGCACCGUAUUGAGGGGAGGAUGGAUGGGGCCAUGUAUCGCAAGAUCUUGGCCAACAACCUCCUUCCCUCCGUAAGAGCAUUGAAGAUGGGUCGUGGCUGGGUCUUCCAGCAUGACAAUGACCCGAAACACACAGCCAGGGCAACUAAGGAGUGGCCUAGCCAGUCUCCAGACCUGAACCCAAUAGAAAAUCUUUGGAGGGAGCUGAAAGUCCGUAUUGCCCAGCGACAGCCCCGAAACCUGAAGGAUCUGGAGAAGGUCUGUAUGGAGGAGUGGGCCAAAAUCCCUGCUGCAGUGUGUACAAACCUGGUCAAGGCCUACAGGAAACGUAUGAUCUCUGUAAUUGCAAACAAAGGUUUCUGUACCAAAUAUUAAGUUCUGCUUUUCUGAUGUAUCAAAUACUUAUGUCAUGCAAUAAAAUGCAAAUUAAUUACUUAAAAAUCAUACAAUGUGAUUUUCUGGAUUUUUGUUUUAGAUUCUGUCUCUCACAGUUGAAGUGUACCUAUGAUAAAAAUUACAGACCUCUACAUGCUUUGUAAGUAGGAAACCCUGCAAAAUCGGCAGUGUAUCAAAUAAUUGUUCUCCCCACUGUGUGUGUGUAUGUAUAUAUAUAUAUAUAUAUAUAUAUAUAUAUACACACACACACACAGUGGGGGGAAAAAAGUAUUUAGUCAGCCACCAAUUGUGCAAGUUCUCCCACUGAGAAGAUGAGAGAGGCCUGUAAUUUUCAUCAUAGGUACACGUCAACUAUGACAGACAAAUUGAGAGAAAAAAAUCCAGAAAAUCACAUUGUAGGAUUUUUUAUGAAUUUAUUUGCAAAUUAUGGUGGAAAAUAAGUAUUUGGUCAAUAACAAAAGUUUCUCAAUACUUUGUUAUAUACCCUUUGUUGGCAAUGACACAGGUCAAACGUUUUCUGUAAGUCUUCACAAGGUUUUCACACACUGUUGCUGGUAUUUUGGCCUAUUCCUCCAUGCAGAUCUCCUCUAGAGCAGUGAUGUUUUGGGGCUGUCGCUGGGCAACACGGACUUUCAACUCCCUCCAAAGAUUUUCUAUGGGGUUGAGAUCUGGAGACUGGCUAGGCCACUCCAGGACCUUGAAAUGCUUCUUACGAAGCCACUCCUUCGUUGCCCGGGCGGUGUGUUUGGGAUCAUUGUCAUGCUGAAAGACCCAGCCACGUUUCAUCUUCAAUGCCCUUGCUGAUGGAAGGAGGUUUUCACUCAAAAUCUCACGAUACAUGGCCCCAUUCAUUCUUUCCUUUACACGGAUCAGUCGUCCUGGUCCCUUUGCAGAAAAACAGCCCCAAAGCAUGAUGUUUCCACCCCCAUGCUUCACAGUAGGUAUGGUGUUCUUUGGAUGCAACUCAGCAUUCUUUGUCCUCCAAACACGACGAGUUGAGUUUUUACCAAAAAGUUAUAUUUUGGUUUCAUCUGACCAUAUGACAUUCUCCCAAUCCUCUUCUGGAUCAUCCAAAUGCACUCUAGCAAACUUCAGACGGGCCUGGACAUGUACUGGCUUAAGCAAGGGGACACGUCUGGCACUGCAGGAUUUGAGUCCCUGGCGGCGUAGUGUGUUACUGAUGGUAGGCUUUGUUACUUUGGUCCCAGCUCUCUGCAGGUCAUUCACUGGGUCCCCCCGUGUGGUUCUGGGAUUUUUGCUCACCGUUCUUGUGAUCAUUUUGACCCCACGGGGUGAGAUCUUGCGUGGAGCCCCAGAUCGAGGGAGAUUAUCAGUGGUCUUGUAUGUCUUCCAUUUCCUAAUAAUUGCUCCCACAGUUCAUUUCUUCAAACCAAGCUGCUUACCUAUUGCAGAUUCAGUCUUCCCAGCCUGGUGCAGGUCUACAAUUUUGUUUCUGGUGUCCUUUGACAGCUCUUUGGUCUUGGCCAUAGUGGAGUUUGGAGUGUGACUGUUUGAGGUUGUGGACAGGUGUCUUUUAUACUGACAACAAGUUCAAACAGGUGCCAUUAAUACAGGUAACGAGUGGAGGACAGAGGAGCCUCUUAAAGAAGAAGUUACAGGUCUGUGAGAGCCAGAAAUCUUGCUUGUUUGUAGGUGACCAAAUACUUAUUUUCCACCAUGAUUUGCAAAUAAAUUCAUUAAAAAUCCUACAAUGUGAUUUUCUGGAUUUUUUUUUCUCAAUUUGUCUGUCAUAGUUGACUCUUACCUAUGAUGAAAAUUACAGGCCUCUCUCGUCUUUUUAAGUGGGAGAACUUGCACAAUUGGUGGCUGACUAAACACUUUUUUUUUUUUUUUGUAUGUAUAUAUAUAUAUAUAUAUGUAUAUAUAUAUAUAUAUAUAUAUAUAUAUAUAUAUAUAUAUAUAUAUAUACUGAACAAGAAUAUAACCGCAACAAUUUUCAAAUUUUGCUGAGUUACAGUUCAUAUGAAGAAAUCAGUCAAUUGAAAUAAAUAAAUUAGGCCCUAAUCUAUGGAUUUCAAAUGACUGGGAAUACAGAUAUGCAUCUGUUGGUCACAGAUACCUUUUAAAAAAUGGGCCUCACAAUGGGGCUCAGGAUCUCGUCACGGUAUUUUUGUGAAUUCAAAUUGCCAUCGAUGAAAUGCAAUUGUGUUCAUUGUCCAUAGUUUAUGCCUGCCUGCCCAUACCAUAACCCCACCGCAACCAUGGGGCACUCUGUUCACAACGUUGACAUCACAAACCGCUCGCCCACAUGACGCCAUACACAUGGUCUGCUGUUGUGAGGCCGGUUGGACGUACUCUCAAAUUCUCUAAAACGAGGUUGGAGGCAGCUUAUGGUAGAGAAAUUAACAUUCAAUUAUCUGUCAACAGCUCUGGUGGACAUUCCUGCAGUCCGCAUGCCAAUUGCACGCUCCCUAAAAACUUGAGACAUCUGUGGCAUUGUGUUGUGUAACAAAACUGCACAUUUUAUAGUGGCCUUUUAUUGUCCCCAGCAUAAGGUGCACCUGUGUAAUGAUCAUGUUGUUUAAUCAGCUUCUUGAUAUGCCACACCUGUCAGGGGGAUGGAUUAUCUUGGCAAAGGAGAAAUUCCUCACUAGCAGGGAUGUAAACAAAUUUGUGCGCACAAUUUGAGAGAAAUAAGCUUUUUGUGCAUAUGGAACAUUUCUGGUAUCUUUUAUUUCAGCUCAUGAAACAUGCGACCAACACUUUACAUGUUGCGUUUAUAUUUUUGUUCAGUGUACAUUACACACUCACACGCUCUUUCCACCGUUCCAGGUUCCAGAGAACUACACCCCUCCUUCCCCCAUCACGGCCCCCAUCUUUUCUCCCCUCGGUGCCGGGGACCCCCAGCAGCCCCCCUCCAUGCCCCCAGGCCAGGCCCAGAACCAGGCCCCCUACCAGGGCAUGCAGCAGCAGCAGCAGAUGGCCCCCCCACCCAUGAACCCUGGCAUGCUCAAGACACGUGGAGGAAGUGUGGAGGGAGCGCCUGGAGCCCCUAUUGGAGAUGUCAUACAUGUACUGGUCUAUUCCUAUAUAAAUUGGUCUAUUCCUCAUUGAAAUGAUGAGAAACAUAUUGCUAGUGGAUUCAAUUACUAGUAGUGCUAAAUGGCCUCAAAGCUCUUAACAUUGUAAGUUGGUACAACUGCAACUUAGAAAGCUCCACAACAAUUCCUAAGAAUUAGUCUAAAACCCAUGUACUCAGAUUGUGCUAACCUUCCAGCCGCUGCAGUCCAUCCCUGCUGAGAAGAUCACUAAGAAGCCCAUCCCUGAGGAGCACCUGAUCCUGAAGAGCACCUUUGAGGGCCUCAUCCAGAAGUGCUUGGCUGCUGCCACAGACCCUGUGAGUACAGCGUUUCUAUCAAGUCAGUUUAGCUACGAAGUUCAUAAAUCGUCAUAUACAACUACUUUUCCUUAAGUUUUUAUCAUCAGUAUAAAAUUGUUCACACUUCCUCUUCAAACAUUCCCUCAGUUUAGGGCUGUUGAUAUGCGUCUCAUCAUAUUUCUCUCUCCCCGCAGCAAACCAAGAGGAAGUUGGAUGAUGCCAACAAACGCCUUGAGGCCCUCUACGACAAGCUACGAGAGCAGACAGUGAGUUUGAACAAUUCUACAUUGUUACCAUUCAAAAUUCCAUGUUAGAAUGUUGCAUAUCAUUUUGAGACGUACACUCACACCACAAAUCUCUCUCAAUUUCUCUUUCUCACACUUUCGCUCUCUGUUGCUCUCUAGCUCUCCCCAGCCAUUGUAGGGGGCCUGCACAACAUGGUGCAGUGCAUCGAGUCUCGUUCCUACAUGGAGAGCCUCAACAUCCACACACACAUAGUGAGCAGCAGCAACUUCAGCGAGACGUCUGCCUUCAUGCCUGUGCUCAAGGUGGUGCUGACACAAGCCAACAAGCUGGGGGUCUGAGCAGGAGGAGAGACCCUCGCCCACUCCUCAGUCUGAGGUGAGAUGGAGAAGAAUUGGUCAGAGAUGAUGUCAUAACAGAGAUCAGGAAGUAGACAUAGGGAGCCAGGUGUUUUUAAUCAGCUCAUUUCAGUGGGAGUUCCAUGUGGCUCCCAGUGCAGAUAUUAUACUUCCUGUAGAAUCGUGAGAUUUUACGACAUCACUGUCCGAUCCUUCUUCAUCCCAUUCUGGACUCAGAGACCCCUCCCCCUUCUCUUUUACAACUCAAACACAAGCUAUGCCACCAGUAUCACUACAGUAUAGUAAACACAUGUGGGACAUAGGACCAAGAUUUAUUGAUAUUGCCAGUCUUAUCGUUGUCACUGGGAUAAUAUGUUAAAAAGCCAAACAACCCAGUUUUGAGGAUCAUGUUUUAUGUUGUUUUUAGAAAAGAAAAUGUUUUAUUUUCUUGUUCAUUUUCAGUGUAAUCAUGGUUUUCAGACAGAGCAGAGUGCAAUGGGGGCUGCUCCCCUUUUAACCAGAGACUGUACUUUAAAACA